Molecule: messenger RNA, 1640 nt
Organism: Impatiens glandulifera
Lineage: Eukaryota; Viridiplantae; Streptophyta; Magnoliopsida; Ericales; Balsaminaceae
Product: chaperone protein dnaJ 49-like
Exons: 2
Coding region: 246-1319 (357 amino acids)
Biological process (GO): cellular response to misfolded protein
Cellular component (GO): endoplasmic reticulum membrane
Molecular function (GO): Hsp70 protein binding
Source: RefSeq, a predicted model, not a curated record
UAUAGUCAUCCUGUACCUUUGGACUUGGAGGCUUGGAAGGGAAGGGAGGUUGAGAAACGGUUGUUGACCGUCACUCAAAGUGGCGCGGUGGCACCAUACUUUUGAUGCAGAUCUUCGGCUUAAGACGACGGAGGUACUAAACUCACAUCUCGCUAUCUCCUUUGUGGUUCUUAGGAUCGGAUUCUGAAUCAAGGUCGUUUCCGAUUGAAGCUGCAAAUGAAUGAUUCCCAGUUUUGUUUGUGAUUAUGGAAAGUAACAAAGACGAAGCCGUAAAGUGUGUUUCCAUUGCCAAGGAAGCAAUUGCUGCAGGGAAUAAGCAGCGUGCGCUCAAAUUCAUUGGUAUUGCUCGUCGUCUUAAUCAUAAUUUGUCUGUUGAUGAUCUUCUGUCUGCAUGUGAAGACCUAGAUUCAGCUUCUUCCAGAAAUGAAAAACCCAUUAGUAGGUCGAAGUCCGAACCAGCUUCCUCCAUUGUUGAUGAAAUCUCGAAUGUGGGAAGGAGUUAUACUGAGGAACAUGUGCAAUUAAUCAGGCAGGUCAACAGGAGUAUGGGUUACUAUGAAAUCCUUGGAGUGGAGAAGAAUUGUUCAGCAGAUGAAAUCAAGAAGGCUUACAGGAAACUAUCUCUGAAAGUUCAUCCAGACAAGAACAAGGCACCUGGAUCAGAGGAAGCCUUUAAAAAAGUUGGAAAGGCGUUCAAGUGUUUGAGUGUCGAAGAUUCAAGAAGACAGUACGAUCAGACAGGUUUAGUGGAUGAGUUUGAAAACAAUCAGCAAACAAACAAUGUAAGGAGGCGUAGGAGGAGAACAGGGAAUGACUUUUUCGACGAUGAUUUUGAUCCAGAUGAGAUAUUCAGGACAUUUUUCGGUCAGAGUGAUGUGUUUGGUUCGGCUCGUGGUGUUUAUAGAACUAGAAGAAGAACAACAAGAACAAAUCAACAUCAGAGGGGGGAUAAUGAGGGUGGUGGAGUUGGACCAAUGUUGAUUAUUCUUCAGAUUAUUCCUUUUAUGUUGAUAAUCUUGCUUGCUUACCUUCCUUUCACAGAACCUGAUUAUUCUCUACAAAAGAACCAAUCUUUUCAGCUCCCCAUGAUGACCGAGAAACAUGAUGUGGAGUUUUUCGUUAAGUCGCAGGAAUUUGACCAAAAGUUUCCUCCAGGAAGUUCUGCUCGAGCUGAGAUUGAAACUAAUGUGAUAAAAGACUACAAAAAUAUGUUGAGCCGCUACUGUCAUAUAGAACUACAGAGGCGGCAGUGGAGCAGAAAUUUUCCGACUCCUUAUUGCAACAAGUUACAGUCCUUUGGAGUAGCAGCAGCAUCAUGAAGGUUGUUUCUUUUAUACAAAAUCAUCGUUUGGACUCAUUCGUGUUGUUUUCUACCUAUUUUUUCAUCAGACGGAGUCAGUCUACAGACCUAUAUGGUGCAUAUUCUGAUCUUUGAUGAGUUAUGACUUUUAAGUGUAUUUCUUUCUAUCUUGAAAUGUUUAAAUUUUGUGAGAAUUUUAUUUUGUUAAAGGAGACAGUUUUAGCUUUCAAUAAUAUUAUCUUCAAGUUUGUAAACUGGUUAGAGAUUUAUACUUGUUCUUGUAAUAUAUACUUUCAAAUUAAUUAAAUCAACCAAAACAAGAGAAGAUAUUUUUCAUUUG